UGGGGCCAUAUAUUUAACACUAAAUGCAGAUUGGGGUUUUCCCUCUUUCUGUUCUACCUCAAAAUGGUUAUAUUAGGCUAAGAGAAAGGUAGAUUGAAAAUUGACUAGGGCUUUUCACCCAAGGAAAGUGCUACCAGUGGAGACAUAAGCAACAUUGUGAAACUUAGAGUCAUGAAGAAAGUAGAUAGGGAGCUUGUUGAGGUUUAUUUUUUUGUUUGUUUCCCCUGUUUUUGAAAGAUUUCUGUGUUCUACAGAUCCCAAAUAAAUGAGAUACCUCUUUGCACCAUGAGUAACUAAAAUACCUGGUGCAGCUGCGUAUUGGGUAUGCCUAAAGUUUACAAAGAAGUUGAACAAUUAAUUUGUAGGGGAAAUCAUCAGAGACUAUCAAACACAGGAGUAUCUUAGACUCAGCAAACAUCAAGGUAUUCCUGCUUCCCUGCUAUUAUACUCCUUUGUACAUGUCCUCUGUUGGUUACUGGUAGAGAGAAACCAACAAGCUAGAAAGUUACUUUGUUUGACAUAAUAUUAUACUAAGGUUUUUAUAGAAGUUACGCUUCUUUUUGAGAAAUACUUUGAUCUUCUGUAGCCUAUGAGAAGAAAAAAAAGCAGAAUUUGCAGUUCAGAAAAAAAGGUUACGGUUUUUGUGUACUCCAUAGUUAUUUCUCAUUUGCCACUUCAAAAAUUUGUAAAGUACUUUUCCCAUUUUUCAGAGAUGUUAAUGGGUUGCACAAAGUUGCUUUAGCACAGCUAAUUAGAGUCUGAGUAUCACUACUUCACCCAUGUUCACUUUCAGGAUGAACUGAAUGUGCAUUGAUCUGUAACUGAAUGCAAAUUACUGGCAAAAAAACAAAUACAGAAACGUGUAUUCCUCUUAGAAGAGCAAGGAGCCAUUUAUUAAAAUGGAUAUGAUAAACUUGGAGUUGAAAUACUCUGAUUUCUUUUUGGAUAAGCUGUAGAAUAUAAGUGAGAGUAAGAGUUCAGGAAGAUUUUUGAAAAGGAUUGUAUGCUUUAGGGAUCACGAGCGUUAUAGUAAGUGCUAAGACUACAGACAGGAGUUUUAUUUCAGGGCAUAAUCUAGUCUAUCAGGCAGCAGGUGGAACAUCAAAACACUUUUUGAGAUGGGUUGCUCCAUUAUUCUGUAAUUCUCUGUGAGAAAAUCCAGGUGGUGGUUUUUUUCUCCUCAUGUAGGUGGCAGAGACUAGGGAGUAUAGUAAGCUUGAUAGAUUGUUGGCAGAACAGUGAGAUGGUUCCUGUGCUCCACUUCCCUCCUGUCCUAAUGCCUUGCUGUGUAACCACUGACCAUCUGUAUCCCAUCACCUUCAUAUGUUCAACAGUAAUUUCUUCAGACUGAUAACAUAGAAGUUUGAUUUUUUUUUUAUAAUUUUUUUUCCAGAAAGUGGCUCACUUUAAAGAAAGUAAAAGUAUAAUUAGAGUAUUGUAUAGAACAGGAGCCUCUAUAUAAUUGUGUGCAAUAUGCUUUUAGAACACUCUACCCUGAAGGCUAAAAAUGAUUGGAGUAGAGGGCAGAGCAUGAUUUUUCUUUACCACCAUCCAGACGUAUUCAUGCUUUAGUCUUUCAUGACUUCCAUAUGUAUCAUGAUAAACUAGGAAAGAAGAAACCUGAUAUACAAUAAAAACAAAAAGUUCAGUUUUUAGUUGAAGUUACUGCAGUCUUUCGUUGGGAUUUGAAGGUUUGAUGUUCAGACUGUAGUGAUUGUUUGGGGGGGAUGGAUGGAUGUAGGAAUGUCAUUAAAAUAACCAUUCUAAAAGACAUGAUCUACAGGACAAAGCAGGGCACACUUUAAUAUAUGCCAUUAUAUUGUAUUAGGUGAACUCUUGGUUUUGGUAGUUCUUGCAUGCCUUACCUAGUAAUGUCAUAAUUUUUCAGGUUUGAAUGUUAAGCAGUAAUGUCAAAUUCUCUUGUUAUUUCUGCUCUAUAUUGCAGACUGCAUUAGUAAAGUAAACUUAUCCUGACAUUUGUCACCUUCAAAUUCCUGCAGCUUUUAGAGUCAUGAAGCAGAGAAUUGAAACUAGUAUCAAGGAAUUUACUUGUGUUGUUGCACAGCUGAAGGUGUUGAACUAUCCUUCUCUGGUGGGAAAAGAAGGAAGAGUAAUAUUCUCCAACUUCUUGCAUAAAUACUCCUGAAUCCAAGAGGUGUUAGUACCUAUUGUCAUGGCUUUUAUUUAAGUGCAACACACUUGUGAAUCUGUGAGUCUCGUUUUGUAUGGCACAGGUGUUACUUUUGGGUCCCUUCUUACUAAGGAAAAGUGUUCUCUUGAUCCUUGCUAAUACGUUAUAGUAUUGUGGAAAAACUUGUUUUGUUGUGCCUUUUUUUUUCCCCCUCUUUACGUCCAUGGCUCAGUACUUACACUAUGUAAGCUGGCAUGAUUAGUUUCUGCCCAUGUUUUGCAUCUUAUAUUAAUCUUCAUAAAGGAUUGGUUCCUUUGGGUUCACUGAAUAAGUGUGCGUUUAUAUCUGAGAUUCAGCAGAGGGGCUGCCGACUUGAGGGAUUGGUUUCUGGGAACAGAGGCCAUCAGGUUGGGACUAUUUUGGCUGGCAUUGGGAUUUUUUUUGUUUUGUUUUAAAUUGCUCAUCAGUAUCCUUGUGUGGUUUUGUACACAAAACCCCUACAAACCACCAAACCCCUCACUGUUAGUUAUUAAAACCUGAUUUCCAGUGCCUGUCUCUUCUUUUGGAAUCUGAUUCCUGAUAAACUGUCAAGCCAUGUAGCAGCCUUUUCCUCAGCACAGAUGCUAAUAAGUAGCUGAGUAGUGGCAAAAAAAUUGGUCUCGUGGAAAACUUAAGAAUUUAGGAUUUUUUAAAAAAAUCUUCUAUUUUUGAAAACUGGAUUAGAGUUGUAGACCUGCCCACAUACUGAUAGCAUAAAUUUCCUUUCAUUAGGAAGUGAGGCAAAUACUGUUUGCUUUUUAAAGUUCAUUUGUUUGACUCCGUUGAGAUGAUUUUGCUAUGCAAGCACGUCUGGGCUGGCUAACUUUGCAAUUCAUGUUUCUCUUUUGUUUGCAAAGCCUGCUUUGUUUCUGAUCUAGAUCAAAUUUCUUACAUACAGCUUUCUUGCAACUGUUACUGGCUCUUUGAUGACUUCAGCUGUAUAUUUUCUUGUUCAGGAAGAAAUGAACAAGGCUUACGUACCUAAAGGUGAAGUUGCUUCAUAGAUGAUAGUAAAAACUUUGAGGUGAUCUGAUGGUUAGGACGUUGUCUAGGAUUCAAAAGACCUAACUUCUCUCUCUGACUCUUGAGUUUUGACAAGUUAAUUCAGAUAUCUGUAUUUUCACCUCCUCCUUUGAGUUUAACUUUAAAGUGCUUAAAUCAAAGACAGUUUUUAGAUGUUUAUAUUCUGCCUCUCUACAUUAAGAUAUUUAGAUCUAUUUAAGCUGGCUCUAUGAAUUCAUAAUGUUAAUUGAUCGUAUUUGAUCAUCUUUGAUCCCAGGCACUAAUAUCCUGAUUAAUCUUAAAUAAGACUUUUAGUUCCUUAUUUAAGCUUUGUAUUUCUGAGCAGACAAACCUGUGUCUCGCUGUCUUCAUGGUCAAUGGCUAGUAGGCUUUCGUUUUUGAAGAGGACAGAAAAUGAAGGAAAGUGCUUACAAUACAACUAAAAACUUUGAUCUCUCACUUUUUCAGUGACCUGCAACCUUUUCCAAUCUUUCCACUGAAGUUAAAUGCCUAUAUUGUCAAUUUGCUAUGUUAAGUUAUUAAGAAGUGAUUGGAGAUCUGUGAAAUAUUUUUUGGGGAAAAAAUGAUACUCCACCUUCCCUACCCCCCCACCUAUCACAAGUUACUGAAGAUCAUUUUUUAGUUACUCCUGCUGUCUAACAUAGUACUGUCUUAAUGAUCUCUAAGACUUUGGAAACCAAAUGACUGUUGGAGGUGGGUAAUGGGCAUGAAUGGUAGAGGGAAAAAAAAAAUACAGAUUCUGCUGUAUGUUCUUUGAGUCCCCAGGAAGAUGCGUGUGUACUCUUCACUUAUUCUUCUUGCUACUUAUGCUUUCUUGCUUCUGUGAGACAAAAUAAGAGGAAAGUUGAUCCUAGGAAAUUAAUAGUUUCUACCAGUGUAGGGAACAGAGUCAGCAUGAAUGGCAGAUACCAUAAGAGGAAGGUGACAGAAGCAUGUUACUAAGAGCCAUGGGGUUAUCCUUCCCUUCUCUCCUUCUCAUUAUUUCUGCAGUUAUUGUAAGCAAGGUCUGCAUUUUCUCUUAGCUUAAGAAAAUUAAACAAAAUCCCAUGGACCGCCUUACAAUUUUUUUUACUACUUAAAAAAAAGUGUGUGUGGAGAAGUUUUUCCUUUCUUCAUUGUUUCCAAAGGAUAUUGAACUCUGUCAGCAUCAGCCUCCUGAGUUGAUUUAUUUUGACGCUACAGAAACAUAGCAAUCUGUAACUGGUAGGGCAAGAAAAAACUGUUUGCCUGAUUUCAAAGAUUAUAAAGAAAAAAAAGAAAUGCAUAGCCAGGUAUUCAAGUCCAUAGAUUUAUAUGCUGAAUAGAUCAGUUGAUUUGUUUACUGUCGUAAUCAGAAAAACUAUGAUUUAGUGAAAUCUUCCUCUGAAGAAGUGUGACUAUACCAUCUACUGAGGAGUUUGUCCUGUGACUUGAGAGGAAGGAGUUUGAGCUGUGACAGGUGGCAAAGCUCUGGAGGAGGAGGUGUAGGUUUUAUGAAGGUAAUGGGCAUCGUAGGCCUGCAUUUUUACCUUGAAGUAGUUCACUGAAAUAGGACUGGAAGAAUGCCAAAAACAUUUAUGAGCUCCCUGGAUCUUUGAAAGACAUAUGCUCAACUUCCAGGAGAUGAGUAAUUUUCCCUAUGGUAAUCUUUGCAUAGUUAAUACUCCACUGUGUAGAGGCUGAGAAGUGAAACCUGCCUUGAUUAAUACUGAAUUGUCUGGAAAAUGGUCUUCUCAAGACUUUGUGUUACCUAAACUGAAAAGAAAGUGAGUUUUCAGUGACAAAAUUCAUGAUUUGUUAAAACUGCUUACUGACGGGUUAUUAUCUCAGUGGAUAAGGGUCUACAAGGAAUUGCCGAAUGAUUUUAAGGCAUGUAGUGACUGGCAUAAUGAUGAAGCAGGUGCUGAUUCUGGCAAGCAUUUUUAGUAGCAUGCCAAUAAUGCUACUAAUCUAUACAUUGACUGCCAACUAUUAACAGUUGUUAAAAUCUUUUAUUAGUUCAUCCUGUUGUUGCUGUCUGCUGCCACUCGGUGUUUCCUUUUACUGCAUUCAGUUAGUUUUGGACUAGACACCAAGAAAUUUUGUUACUGGAAUUUUGGGUUUAUUGUCACUAGUGUAAGACAGUUCAGCAACAGUUGGCAAUAGAGAAGAGAAACUGCUGUCUGGUUUUGAGUGACAGUCAAAAACCUGUUGAAUCCAAUUUGCUUGUUUUCUGUAAUGUAGGCAUUAUAGUGGCUGUCAAAAUGGAUGACAACUGUCUCCUUGUGCCAGCUCUGAUACUCAUCUGAUCACCAUCAACUACUUAAUUCAGUUUGCUGAACCAGCAGAAAACCUGCCUAGGGCUAUAUUUUAGUGUUACAGAAGAGAGGAACACCCUUCAACUGAUGGCUGUGGACCAGGAUCCUGUAGGUUACCUAGGGUGAAACAAAAUUACAGGCUUGGAGACUCUGGAAAAGCUCAGCAUCAGCAUUUGAGAGCCGAAGCUUGCAAAUUAUGUGAUUAAUCUACAAGCUGAUACCAUGAUGUCAAAAUGCAGUUCAGGAAGCAUAAACACAGAGACUGCAGAAAUUAAAACGUAGGCUGUGCUGGAACAAAAAUGCAAUGAAAGAAACACUGGAUGAAUGAAUGAAAAGCCCUGCUUUGCAUCCCUCAGCAUGGCGGGACUGCAGCUCAUGACCCCUGCUUCCUCCCCAAUGGGUCCAUUUUUUGGACUACCAUGGCAACAAGAAGCAAUUCAUGAUAACAUUUACACGCCAAGAAAAUAUCAGGUUGAACUGCUUGAAGCAGCUUUGGAUCAUAAUACAAUAGUCUGCUUAAACACUGGCUCAGGGAAGACUUUUAUUGCAGUACUACUCACUAAAGAGCUGUCCUAUCAGAUCAGGGGAGAUUUCAACAAAAAUGGAAAAAGAACUGUGUUCUUGGUCAACUCAGCAAAUCAAGUUGCUCAACAAGUGUCAGCUGUCAGGACACAUUCAGAUCUUAAAGUGGGAGAGUAUUCAAGUUUAGAGAUAACUGAAUCGUGGACAAAAGAGAAGUGGAGUCAGGAAUUCUCUAAGCAUCAGGUUCUGGUUAUGACAUGUCAUGUUGCUUUGACUGUUUUGAGAAAUGAGUAUUUAUCCCUGUCAAAUAUUAAUCUUCUGGUGUUUGAUGAGUGCCAUCUUGCAAUCCAGGAUCACCCAUACCGUGAAAUUAUGAAGAUCUGUGAGGAUUAUCCAUCAUGUCCUCGAAUCUUGGGAUUAACAGCUUCCAUUUUAAAUGGGAAAUGUGAUCCUGCUGAGUUAGAGGAGAAGAUCCAGAAACUGGAGAAAAUUUUGAAGAGCAAUGCUGAAACUGCAACUGAUUUGGUGGUCUUAGACAGAUAUACUUCUCAGCCAUGUGAGAUUGUUGUAGACUGUGGACCAUAUACUGACAAAAGUGGGUUGUAUGGAAGAUUAUUGAAGGAAGUGGAUGAAGCGCUUGCUUUUCUAAAUGACUGCAACAUAUCUGUACAUUCAAAAGAAAGAGAUUCUACAUUAAUUUCUAAGCAGAUAUUGUCAGACUGUCGAGCUGUGUUGGUUGUUCUGGGACCCUGGUGUGCAGAUAAGGUAGCUGGGAUGAUGGUGAGAGAGCUGCAGAAGUAUAUCAAACACGAACAAGAGGAGCUGCACAGGAAAUUUUUAUUGUUUACAGACACUUUCCUAAGGAAAAUACAUGCACUCUGUGAAGAGCACUUCUCGCCUGCCUCACUUGACCUGAAAUUUGUAACCCCAAAAGUAAUAAAGCUGCUUGAAAUCUUGCGCAAAUAUAAACCAUAUGAACGGCAGCAGUUUGAAAGUGUUGAAUGGUAUAACAAUAGGAAUCAGGAUAAUUACGUAUCUUGGAGUGAUUCUGAAGAUGAUGAGGAGGAUGAAGAAAUUGAGGAGAAAGAGAAGCCAGAGACUAAUUUCCCAUCUCCCUUUACUAAUAUUUUAUGUGGAAUUAUUUUUGUGGAAAGAAGAUACACUGCAGUUGUUCUAAAUAGGUUGAUAAAAGAAGCUGGCAAGCAAGAUCCAGAACUGGCUUACAUCAGUAGCAAUUUUAUAACUGGACAUGGCAUUGGCAAGAACCAGCCUCGUAACAAGCAGAUGGAAGUAGAAUUCAGAAAACAGGAAGAGGUUCUUAGAAAAUUUCGAGCACAUGAGACCAACCUACUUAUUGCUACUAGUAUUGUAGAAGAGGGUGUUGACAUACCAAAAUGCAACUUGGUGGUACGUUUUGAUUUGCCCACAGAAUACCGUUCCUAUGUGCAGUCAAAAGGAAGAGCUAGAGCACCAAUUUCCAAUUACAUCAUGUUAGCAGAUACAGACAAAAUCAAAAGUUUUGAAGAAGAUCUUAAGACGUAUAAAGCAAUUGAGAAGAUCCUCAGAAACAAAUGCUCAAAAUCUGUUGAUACCAAUGAAACUGAAACUGAACCUGUUGUUGAUGAUGAUGAUGUAUUUCCACCCUAUGUGUUGAGGCCAGAUGAGAACAGUCCAAGAGUUACUAUUAACACUGCUAUUGGACACAUAAAUAGGUACUGCGCUAGAUUACCAAGUGAUCCAUUUACACACCUAGCUCCCAAGUGUAAAACCCGAGAACUACCUGAUCAUACGUUUUACUCUACUCUCUACCUGCCAAUCAACUCACCUCUUCGAGCUUCAAUUGUUGGUCCUCCAAUGAGUUGUGCAAGACUGGCUGAAAGAGUUGUAGCUCUUAUUUGCUGUGAAAAACUGCACAAAAUUGGUGAACUGGAUGAUCAUUUGAUGCCAGUUGGUAAAGAAACAGUUAAAUAUGAGGAGGAGCUUGAUUUACAUGACGAAGAGGAAACCAGUGUUCCAGGAAGGCCAGGCUCUACAAAGCGAAGACAGUGCUAUCCUAAAGCUAUUCCAGAAUGUUUGAGGGAUAGUUAUCCCAAACCUGAUCAGCCCUGUUACUUGUACGUAAUAGGAAUGGUGUUAACGACUCCUCUACCUGAUGAGCUCAACUUCAGGAGACGAAAGCUAUAUCCUCCUGAGGAUACAACAAGAUGUUUUGGCAUAUUGACAGCCAAACCUAUACCUCAGAUUCCUCACUUUCCUGUGUAUACUCGCUCUGGAGAGGUUACAAUAUCUAUUGAGCUUAAGAAAUCUGGUUUUACUCUGUCUCUGCAAAUGCUUGAGCUGAUAACGCGACUCCACCAGUACAUUUUUUCACAUAUUCUUCGUCUUGAGAAACCUGCACUAGAGUUCAAACCCACAGAAGCUGAUUCAGCCUAUUGUGUUCUACCUCUUAAUGUUGUUGAUGACUCCAGCACUUUGGACAUUGACUUUAAGUUUAUGGAAGACAUUGAGAAAUCUGAGGCGCGUACAGGCAUUCCCAGUACACAAUACACAAAAGAAAUGCCUUUUAUUUUCAAGUUAGAAGAUUACCAGGAUGCGGUUAUCAUUCCACGGUAUCGAAAUUUUGAUCAGCCUCAUCGAUUCUAUGUAGCUGAUGUAUACACUGAUCUUACUCCACUCAGUAAAUUCCCUUCCCCUGAAUAUGAAACUUUUGCUGAAUAUUAUAAAACAAAGUAUAAUCUUGACCUGACCAAUCUCAACCAGCCACUGCUGGAUGUGGACCACACAUCUUCAAGACUUAAUCUUUUGACUCCUCGCCAUUUGAAUCAGAAGGGGAAAGCACUUCCACUAAGCAGUGCUGAGAAGAGGAAAGCAAAGUGGGAGAGUUUGCAGAAUAAGCAGAUACUGGUUCCAGAGCUCUGUGCUAUACAUCCUAUUCCAGCAUCAUUGUGGAGAAAAGCAGUUUGCCUCCCCAGCAUACUUUAUCGCCUGCACUGCCUUUUGACAGCAGAAGAACUAAGAGCUCAAACAGCCACUGACGCUGGUGUAGGUGUUAAAUCACUUCCUGCAGAUUUCAGAUAUCCUAACUUGGACUUCGGAUGGAAAAAGUCUAUUGACAGCAAAUCCUUCAUCUCUAUUCCUAACUCCUCUUUAGUAGAGAAUGAAAAUUACUGUAAGCACAGCACAAUUGUAGUCCCUGAAAAUGCUGCACAUCAAGGUGCUAAUAGAACCUCUUCUGCAGAAAACCAUGACCAAAUGUCUGUGAGUUACAGAACAUUGUUCAAUGAGUCACCCAGUAAACUCCAAAUUGAUGUCUCGGCAGAACUUGCAGCAAUUAACGGUGUUUCUUAUAAUAAAAAUCUUGCCAAUGGCAAUUGUGAUUUAGUUAACAGAGACUUUUGCCAAGGAAAUCAGCUGAAUUACUGCAGGCAGGAAAUACCUGUACAACCAACUACCUCAUAUCCCAUUCAGAGUUUAUACAGCAGUGAGAACCAGCCCAAGCCCAGCAAUGAAUGUACUCUACUGAGUAAUAAAUACCUUGAUGGAAAUGCUAACAGAUCUACCUCAGAUGGAUGCCCCAAAAUGGCAGUGACGACCAGUACUUCAAAAGCUAUUAAUCUUUCAAAAGACAGAGCAGAUUCUGAAAAGAGCCCUUCCAGUGGGUACUCCUCAAAAACUCUCGGUCCUAAUCCUGGUCUCAUUCUUCAAGCUUUGACUCUUUCAAAUGCUAGUGAUGGAUUUAAUCUGGAGCGACUAGAAAUGCUUGGUGAUUCAUUUUUAAAGCAUGCCAUCACAACAUACUUGUUUUGCACUUACCCUGAUGCUCAUGAGGGACGGCUGUCAUAUAUGAGAAGCAAAAAGGUCAGCAACUGUAACUUGUAUCGCCUUGGAAAAAAGAAAGGACUGCCUAGUCGUAUGGUGGUAUCGAUUUUUGAUCCCCCGGUCAAUUGGCUUCCUCCUGGUUACAUAGUAAACCAGGACAAGAGCAACACUGAUAAGUGGGAGAAAGAUGAAAUGACAAAGGAGAACUUGUUGGCUAAUGGUAAACUUGAUGAUUAUAAUGUUGGUGAAGAGAACGAAGACCUCAUGUGGAGGUUACCCAAGGAAGAAACAGACUUUGAAGAUGACUUUCUGGAGUAUGAUCAGGAGCAUAUCAAAUUCAUUGAUAAUAUGUUAAUGGGAUCAGGGGCUUUUGUGAAGAAAAUUUCUCUCUCACACUUUUCAACCACUGAUUCGAACUAUGAAUGGAAAGCACCCAAAAAGUCAUCCCUGGGUAAUGUUCAGUUUUCAUCAGAUUUUGAUGAUUUUGACUAUAGCUCUUGGGAUGCAAUGUGCUAUCUGGAUCCUAGCAAGGCUGUUGAAGAGGAUGAUUUUGUAGUGGGCUUCUGGAAUCCAUCGGAAGAAAACUGUGGUGUUGAUGCAGGAAAACAGUCUAUCUCCUAUGACUUGCAUACAGAGCAAUGUAUUGCUGACAAAAGCAUUGCAGACUGUGUGGAAGCCCUCUUGGGCUGCUAUCUGACCAGCUGUGGUGAAAGAGCUGCUCAGCUUUUCCUGUGUUCGUUGGGGCUGAAGGUGCUCCCUGUAAUUAAAAAGACUGAAUGGGAAGGCACUUUGUGUGCUACCAGAGAGACUUGUAACAGUGAGCAGAAAAAUCUUGCACCAAACUCUGUUUCUGCUUCUGUAGCUAACUCGGACCCUUCUCUGUAUAAAGACCUGGAGUAUGGCUGUUUGAAGAUUCCACCAAGGUGUAUGUUUGAUCACCCAGAUGCUGAAAAAACCCUAAAUCACCUUAUUUCUGGUUUUGAAAACUUUGAGAAGAAAAUAAACUACAGUUUUAAGAACAAGGCUUAUCUUCUUCAGGCAUUUACUCAUGCCUCAUACCAUUAUAAUACCAUUACUGAUUGUUACCAGCGCUUAGAAUUCCUGGGAGAUGCAAUUUUGGACUACCUCAUAACCAAGCACCUUUAUGAAGACCCACGGCAACAUUCUCCGGGAGUUCUUACUGACCUACGAUCUGCUCUAGUCAAUAAUACCAUUUUUGCAUCAUUAGCUGUAAAGUAUGACUACCACAAGUACUUCAAAGCUGUCUCUCCUGAACUGUUUCAUGUUAUUGAUGACUUUGUGCAGUUUCAAAUGGAAAAGAAUGAAAUGCAAGGAAUGGAUUCUGAGCUCAGAAGAUCUGAAGAAGAUGAAGAAAAAGAGGAAGACAUUGAAGUACCAAAGGCCAUGGGGGAUAUAUUUGAGUCCCUUGCUGGUGCCAUUUACAUGGAUAGUGGAAUGUCUUUGGAAAUGGUUUGGCAAGUGUACUAUCCAAUGAUGAGGCCAUUAAUAGAAAAAUUUUCUGCUAAUGUGCCCCGCUCUCCUGUGCGAGAGCUGCUGGAGAUGGAGCCAGAGACAGCCAAAUUUAGUCCUGCAGAAAGAACUUACGAUGGAAAGGUCAGAGUAACAGUGGAAGUUGUAGGAAAGGGAAAGUUUAAAGGUGUUGGCAGAAGCUACAGGAUUGCCAAAUCUGCAGCUGCGAGAAGAGCACUACGAAGCCUCAAAGCAAAUCAACCUCAGGUCCCAAACAGCUGAGACUCCUCUUAAAAGUAAAUAAAAUCGGGGGGAAAAAAACCAUACACAUAAAGCAAAUUUUUAAAAAAGUUGAUGUUGAGAGGAACAAAUUGGAAGACAGAAUUUAAAGUUUGUUUGAUAACAGAAUAGAUAACAAAACAUUUAACAUGUAUAAAAUUUUGGAACUAACUGUAGUUAUAGUUUUUUGCGCAAACACAAUCUUGUCUUCUUUCCUCACUUCUGCUUUGUUUAAUCACGAGAGUGCUUUAAUGAUGACAUUUAGCAAGUGUUCAGAAUAAUUGUUGUCAGGUCUUUUCGGUUUACUUUUAUUGUCAGUACAGCUUUGCUUAGUGUUAGAAGGCCAGGGAGCUUAUGCCUAAUGCAGUUGCUAGAUUUAUAUAUAGUAAUCUUGAAAUUCUUCAAUCUGUGCACUAGUGCCAGUCAUAAAGCAGUUGAUUAAACUGUACUGGAUGAUUUGGUAUAAGAAAGAAUAAGUGUGCCAGUAUUCUUUUUUCUUUUUUUUUUUCUCUCCAUGUCAUCUUUUUACAUUAAGAUGGCAUUCCCAAUCAUUAUUGCACUUAUUUGUUAGGGACAGAUUUUAAUUGAAAUGGCUGGCAUACUGGUAGAAUGAAACUUCAGUUUCCUUAUGCCACGCAGUCUUGCAUAAAAAAAAGGUUCUUGCCUUAAAAAUAAAUAAACCCUCAUUAAUAAUCUUUAAUUUCUGAUCUUUUUUGGAACAAACUGUUUUACAUUCCCUUCAUUUUGUUAUGCAUUUUACAAUGAUACAGCUCUAUAUUUACAGUACAACUCAUUACUAUAGCUGUGACUUAUUACAGGAUUAUAAUAGAAAUUGUAUUCAUAUAUAUGUAAUUAGGUUAUUUUUAACAGUUCUGAGGAGGUGGUUAGUCUACAGUUUUUUUAUACCAUAAACAAAAUAUGGUCUUUGGCAAAAAUUCCAGUUUUACACAAACCUGCAAGCUAGAUAGUUACAAUACUGGAAACAGUAAUGAAUAAUUGCACAGUGCAAACUGUCACUCUAACAAAAUAACCUUAGACAUAUCACACCUAAAAUAUGCUGCAGAUUUUAUAGUCAAUUGGUUACGUAUUUAACAAACAGAGCACCUUUACACUUAGAGAUAUUUCCACGUAAAUUUCUUACUGUACUUUUCAGAGUUGCAUGCAUAUUUCACCUACCAAAGCUGUGCUGUUAAAUAACAUGAAAGUUGAUGUUUGAGAAAUAACUGCCGUACUUUUGAUACAUCUGUGAUUUAGGUCCUUAAUUUAGAGAAACUAGCUCAUUGGUGUUUUGGUCUACUGGGGACAGGGGGGGAAAAUCAUACUUUUAUUUUUUAGGCUUUGCCUAUACUUCUUUAAUUAGAUUUUUGUAGGCACUCUUCACUUAAAUACCUCAGUUCUUUUUUUUUUUUUCUUUUCUUUUCCUUCUUUUUUUGCAUGCAUUGUUUUUUUUUUCUGUUUUGGUGCUAUGUUUAUAUAUUAUGCUUGAAAUUUUAAUUUUUUGCACUGUAACUAUAAUACCUCUUAAUUUACCUUUUAAAAAAAGCUGUGGGUCUCGUAUUCCCACCAAUAUCAGUAGAGGUUUGCUGCAAUUUUGCCCUGUUAAUUAUGCUUGAAGUUUGAGAAAGCAGAGCAAGGUGUUUUAACGUUUUCCAGCACAAUAGUUUGAACUUGAUGCUGUGUCUUAUGUAUUAAAUUGCAAAUAAAUACUGUAUUUCCUGCUUUUAAACCCUAUUCCUUUCCUCACAAAUGCACACUAAAACAAAACAAAAACUGUCAGCUCUUGCUUUCUUAACAAAAAAAAAAAAAAAAUGCCUUAGUGACAAGGGGUAGACAUUAAGCUUUUCUGAAAUACAGUUUUCAAAAGUUCACAUAUUUUCUAUCUCAGUCAUUUUUCAUUCUGCAAGAAGGACCAUUCUUGUAUUUGAAAGCAGGAUUGUUAACAGUAGUCAGACCAAGAAUUAAAAUAUUAGCUUAUAAAAAAAUUCUAGCAUUUGGUUGAUACUUCAGUCAUAAGACCUGCAAGUCUUUAUGUGUAUAAAACAAAUGUAAAUGAGAUGGAACAGUAAAAACAUGCAGUCUAAAUUUUCAAAGGUAAAUUGCUUUGAGUUAGCUGUUUAAAGAAAAAAUAAAAAUCACCAAUUUAAGUUAUAGCUCUUUCUUUGUGGUAGGAGUGAAGCUUCUUAGCGAAAAUCCAUGAUUACUGAUGUUAACAAUUAUGUGUUUCUGGCCAGACAUCCAUCAGCAGAUAAAAUCAGACCAUCUAGAAAGUCUUAAGUAGUUUUAACUGCAUUUUGAAAAAGCAAAUUUUAAGUUAGUCUUUGAAUGCCUACAAUUUCUUACUGAUUGUUACAAGGUUAUAGAUUCUCAGGGGUUUCAGGUGAUUGUUAGCAGUGAAGUGCUAGGCUGUUUUGAUGCAAAGAAAAUUAACUGAACUUGCUCUGUGUUUCAGAAUAGUUUAAUGAUCACUUUGUUACUAGAUAAAGCCUAUGAAUUGGAAAUCUGAAAUGUGUAGUGGCUGACUAUAAAGUAGUGUCUGCUGCUGAUGCGUUUUUAAAUGCGUUUUAAAUGCCGUAAUUUUUUCCAGUGUGACCUCAUUGAAAUAUUUUUUUAUCCUUUGAGAUAGAAAAUUCAUAUUAGUUUCCAUGUUAUACAUCUGUGUGCUUUACCCUACAGUUGAUAUAAUUUUGAUAUUGGACAGUGUAUGCUAUUAAAGACCUAAAUCUGAUCAUUUGAAGGUUGGGAUAGAAAUCACUUGACAUGCUAUAAGCACAAGUGUAAGUGGACUGUUGCAACCCAUCUUCAAAAGCAACCACACAGGCUCAUCAUAAGUAGUGUGGGGGUUAGUUGGCAUGAACCUUGUUUGUUUGUUUUUUUUUUAAUCUAAGUCCUGUUAUACUGUACUUUAAACAGUCCUCCUAACUAUGCUGCAUUUUUAUUUUUAUGGCUUUUUUUGCGCUGUUCUGUUCAUGUAGCACAAAUAAGCAUUGCACUUGGUACCAUGCUUUACCUCAUUUCAAGGAAAAAAUGCUUAACAGAGAGGAAAAAUGUGGUUUGGCCUUGCUGCUGUUCUGAUUUACUGAAUUUGAAAAAGAUAAUUAUAAUGCCUGCAAUGUGUCAUUUACUUGCACAACUUAAAUAGGUCAUUUGUAAUGUCUGUGGCAUUUUUACUGUAUGUUGAAAAAUACAACAAAGAUGUGUAACAACUCUUGAUUGUAUUUUAAAGCUAUUGUUUUUCUACUACAUCCUUUUACUGUUAUGUGAAGUAAUUAAAAUUAGAAUGACCUCUGACACUCCAGUAAUUAUCUCUGAAGAAGCCAACAUAUGCGUAUAAUGUAUUUUUUGCAAGAAGACAGCCCCUAGUAAUUUGGUCAACCUCAACUAAAUCUCUGCUCAGUCUGAAUAUUGAGUGCCCAGUAGCAACUUGUGAAGUGUUUGUUCAGCUUGAUGCUGCUCAAGUCCAUACAGAAAAAAAGCCUACUAUUUUUAAGUCUCAUUACACACUAGUGUGUUGUGACUGCAGAGUGCAGAACUUGGACAAGAACCAGUUUCCGUGCUGGGGAGGAAUACAGAGGUGCCAGAUCCUCAGCUAGUGCAAAUUGAUGUGGUAUCACUUUAAUCGAUGGAACUGCAUUCUUUUACAUACCUGAAGAUCUUGUGCUUAUACGUAUGUUGCAGAGUUUGGGGUUUCCUCCUUGUAAGCAAAUACAGAACCAUAAACUGGAAAAUGUGGGGUUUAUGUUGCUGCAUAUGAGAUAACUAUGCUACAUGCAUUUAUCUGUAUAGAACGUGAAAUCUUUGUAUCCCGGUCACAGCAGCACACGUAAUCCAAAAAUGACAAAGAGCAUUGUGGUCUGCUGCGAUACUACACUUGCCUGUCUGACAGUAUUCUGGGUUUGUAUGGUUUGGGUGGGGUUCCCUACAAAAACAGGCUCAAGGAAAUCUCUGUAUUUAUCACGAGUGAAGCGAGAAGGAUUUUGGGUUUUGGUACCUAAUUACUGACACUGAUCCUUUUCCAAUUGCUCUAGUUUUCAAGGAGUUAAAGUUAGUUUCUUUACUUUCAUAUUAGGUUUAAAACUUAAAACACUACAGUUCAUGACCAUGAAAUGUAAUCGAAAUAUCAACUGUAACUCAAACUGAAUUAUGUUAGCAAAUAUCUAGAGGUCAUUGUAGUAUACUCCACUAGCAGUUAAAAUUAACUUCUGUCAAAGCUAACUACAUUUCUUAAAAAUAAAUUUUAUCCAAUAAAGUCCUUGGGUUUUUUCCCUCUUUUAUUUGAAUGGCAACCACAGACUACUUUAAUUGCUUUGUAGAUGCACUCAGAAUUUACUGCAGCAGCAAGUUGGAGAGAAAAAUAUUUGUGAACAAGAAUUGGAAAUUGCAGGCAUUUUUAUUGUAAAUAGUUUGACUGAAAGAUGGUUAAAAUCAAGUAGAAUGAAUAACAAAUAUAAUUUGAUGGACAAUAAAAUAUUUACCAUCACAUGCUGCAGCUGUCUUUAAGGGACAUAAAAUGUAAUUCAUUCAUACUGUAAUCAUGCUGCAGAAGUUUGCAAUCUGCACCUUAUGGAUCACAAUUACCUUUAAUAGUUUUUUGUAAUAAUUGUAGCUGAGUAUAUCUCCAAUAAAGUUAUGGUCUGUUCACCUUG
This is a messenger RNA of Grus americana (Whooping crane), 16202 nucleotides long. It is a transcript of the gene DICER1, whose product is annotated as dicer 1, ribonuclease III. Gene Ontology annotation, cellular component: cytoplasm; RISC complex; nucleus. Gene Ontology annotation, biological process: apoptotic DNA fragmentation; pre-miRNA processing; siRNA processing. Lineage: Eukaryota; Metazoa; Chordata; Aves; Gruiformes; Gruidae. Gene Ontology annotation, molecular function: ATP binding; protein binding; RNA binding. The record is from RefSeq and is a predicted model, not a curated record.